UCCCUGCUGACUGAGAGCAAAGCAGAGAUCAUCCUGUCCUCCCCCUCUUCUGCAGACUGCCCGGAUAGACAGAGAGAGAGAUAGAGGAGGAUAGAAAGAGAGAGAUAGAGAGACCAGCAGAGAAUGAAGCUCCAUGCAAAGCUGAAAUAGCUUAAAUCUGAAUCUUCCUGCAUUAUUAUAACAGCGUGUUUUUAUUAUAGGGGGGUGGGCUGAGCACCCCUAUCCAGAAUAGAGUGACACUCGCUUUUACGCGCAGCGAGGAGGACAAUCCGCACACCAGCCAGGAUGGGGAACCGUGGCAUGGAGGACCUGAUCCCUCUGGUCAACCGCAUGCAGGAUGCCUUCUCUGCCAUCGGCCAGAAUGCCAACCUGGACCUGCCUCAGAUUGCUGUGGUGGGCGGGCAGAGCGCAGGGAAGAGCUCGGUGCUGGAGAACUUCGUGGGAAAGGACUUCCUCCCCCGUGGAUCUGGCAUCGUCACCCGCCGCCCCCUGGUCCUGCAGCUCAUCAACUGCCCCACAGAAUAUGCUGAGUUUUUGCACUGUAAGGGGAAAAAGUUCACAGACUUUGAUGAGGUACGGCAGGAGAUCGAGGCGGAGACGGAUCGGGUCACCGGGCAAAAUAAGGGCAUCUCUCCUGUGCCCAUUAACCUGAGGGUUUACUCUCCUAACGUUCUGAACCUGACUCUGGUGGAUCUUCCUGGAAUGACCAAAGUGCCAGUGGGGGACCAGCCUGCGGACAUCGAGCACCAAAUCAAGGAAAUGCUGAUGCAGUUCGUCACUAAAGAGAACUGUCUGCUGCUGGCUGUGUCUCCUGCCAACUCCGAUCUCGCCAACUCUGAUGCCCUGAAGAUUGCCAAAGAAGUCGACCCGCAAGGUCUGCGCACCAUCGGUGUGAUCACUAAGCUGGAUCUGAUGGAUGAAGGAACAGACGCUCGAGAUAUUCUGGAAAACAAGCUGCUGCCGCUGCGCAGAGGUUAUAUCGGUGUGGUGAACCGCAGUCAGAAGGAUAUUGAUGGGAGGAAGGACAUUAAUGCUGCUAUGGCUGCCGAGAGGAAGUUCUUCCUGACCCAUCCAGGCUACAGACACCUCGCCGACCGCAUGGGAACUCCGUACCUGCAGAAAACGCUCAACCAGCAACUGACCAAUCACAUCCGUGACACGCUGCCCGGGCUGCGCAGUAAGCUCCAGAGCCAGCUGCUGUCCAUUGAGAAGGAGGUGGAGGAAUACAAGAACUUCCGGCCAGAUGAUCCGUCCCGCAAGACCAAGGCCCUGCUGCAGAUGGUACAGCAGUUCUCUGUGGACUUUGAGAAGCGUAUUGAAGGAUCUGGAGACCAGAUUGACACAUAUGAGCUCUCAGGAGGUGCCAGGAUCAACCGCAUCUUUCAUGAACGCUUCCCUUUUGAACUGGUCAAGAUGGAGUUUGAUGAGAAGGAGCUACGCAAGGAGAUCAGCUACGCCAUCAAGAACAUUCACGGCAUCAGGACGGGCCUGUUUACCCCUGACCUGGCCUUCGAGGCCAUAGUGAAAAAGCAGAUCCAAAAGCUGAAGUCUCCGGUUCUGAAGUGUAUAGAUAUGGUAGUGAGUGAACUGACCUCCACCAUACGAAAGUGUAGUGAAAAGCUGGCCCAGUACCCUAUGCUGCGAGAGGAGAUGGAAAGAAUUGUCACGCAGCAUAUCCGUGACCGCGAGAGCCGCACCAAGGACCAGGUGAUGUUGCUUAUUGAUAUUGAGUUGGCCUACAUGAAUACCAACCAUGAGGACUUCAUUGGAUUUGCAAAUGCUCAGCAGAGAAGCAGCCAGAUAAACAAGAAGAAGGCACCCGGUAACCAGGAUGAGAUCAUGGUCAUCAGGAAGGGCUGGCUGACCAUCAACAACAUCGGCAUCAUGAAGGGCGGAGCUAAGGAGUACUGGUUUGUGCUGACGGCCGAAUCCCUGUCCUGGUACAAGGAUGAUGAGGAGAAGGAGAAGAAGUACAUGCUGCAGGUGGACAAUCUGAAGCUGAGAGAUGUGGAGAAGAGCUUCAUGUCCAGCAAGCACAUCUUCGCCCUGUUCAACACUGAGCAGAGGAAUGUGUAUAAGGACUACCGUCAGCUGGAGCUGGCCUGUGAGACUCAGGAGGAUGUGGACGGCUGGAAGGCCUCUUUCCUGCGGGCUGGUGUUUACGCAGAGCGUGUGGUGAGCGAUACCAGUGAGGAGAAUGGCUCGGAUAGCUUUAUGCACUCUAUGGACCCCCAGCUGGAGAGGCAGGUUGAAACCAUUCGUAACCUGGUGGACUCCUACAUGGGCAUCGUCAACAAGACGGUCCGCGACCUCAUGCCCAAGACCAUCAUGCACCUCAUGAUCAACAAUACGAAGGAGUUUAUAAACGCGGAGCUGCUGGCUCAGCUGUACUCGUGUGGAGAUCAGAACACUCUGAUGGAGGAGUCUGCAGAGCAGGCCCAGCACAGGGACGAGAUGCUGAGGAUGUACCACGCUCUCAGAGAGGCGCUCAGCAUCAUCGGAGACAUCAGCACCACCACCAUCUCCACCGCUCUUCCCCCGCCUGUGGACGACUCCUGGCUACAGGUGCAGCGCACCGGCUCCGGGGGAAGAUCUCCAGCUACUAGUCCCACUCCUCAAAGACGAGCCCCUCCUCCGGGACCCCCGGCUCGCCCCAGUUCUCGUGGCUCUGCCCCUGUGCCCCCUGCUGCGGGUGGGCCACCCGUGCCCUCUCGCCCUGGGGCCUCUCCCGACCCGUUCGGAGGGCCACCCCCUCAGGUGCCGUCCCGGCCUAAUCGCGCUCCCCCCAGCGUGCCCAGAAUUACAAUCAGUGACCAGUGAGGACCAGCGCGUCCGCGGUCCUUGAAGUCAUGGGCCGGAAGGCGGCAUCCAGCUAUCGUGAAGGCCGGACAUGCAAGGGCAGCCCUUCAUACCCUGAAAGCCCACUUUCUUCAUCUGAAUCCUCACUAUACCCCCUUUUCGCACCUUCUCUUCUUCUGUCUUCUCUUCUCUUCUCUCUUCUAUAUGACUUUACUCUUGGACUCCCUCCAGCUUCAGCACCAAGCAAAGCUAAACCCAAUCCCACCUUCACAGAAGAACGAGUGAUUAAACACUUGGGACAGAGAGAGAGAAAGAGAAAACUGGGAACCCACAGAGAAAUUCUGUACAUUUCCGUAUCUGCUAAAGGAUGGAUGGAUGUUUUUCAGCGUUCCUCACAAUGAGAGGAGGAGAAGGAAUGCUAUUGGCACACAGUUGAAGAAAUGCAGUGUGUUUCUGUUGUGUUUGUCUCUCUAUUUCUGAUCUUUUCUGUCUCCAAACCCUAAACCCAGUUGGACUGCUGUAACAUACAGGUUCUAAUCUUCUUUAAAUCUUAUAGAUGUGGAAACCUCUGCUGAAUGUAGACGUACCAUCAGUAACGCAACCAAACCACUGUUGCUCUGAAUUUCCUUAUAUAUGUUUAAAGCCACAUUUCCACAGACAUUUUUUUAAAAAACACUCCAGCAUUUUUCAGCCUGAUAUCUGUGUGCAUCCCAAUUGUGUACUACUAACUAAAACUAACUAGUACUAACUAUUUUUUAACUGAGCAUACUAAGUUAUUUAUGAUGCAAACUCAAAAUUUUGGUUUAAAAGUAGUUUUUAAAGUUCUUUGCUACUAGAAAAAGUGCAGAAAAACAUUAACUUGAAAACUUGAAACUCACGUUGAAAUAAAGCCAGUGGGCAUUUGCUCAAUUCCAGAAUAAACACUGUAAAUGACUCCAUCAAUUAUGCUCCAUCAAUAUCAGGUGUUAGAUAGAAACUUUAUCGCUCCUGAAGGAAAUUUAGGAAUAAACUAGACUGUGAAAACAUCAGAUCAAAGACAUCUUUUAAAGAUAAAAGAUAUGUAUCUUUCUUUUGAAAAUAAAAGAUGUGCCCUAAACUAUACCCUAUUCACUAUAUAGUGCACUACUUGAAGGUUUCAUCUUUUUGUUUCGACGUGUGUAAAAGAAAGAGGCCCUGUCUUAAUAUUAAACAUAAACCUUAAGGGACAGGUAAAGACAUCCUGAGCAUUUAAGCUGAAAGUGCAUUUUUAUGAAGUUGUCAAAGGCCAGGUGAAACAGGUGUUAGCGUUCAAGCUGUGAAACUGGACCCCUGUUCACUAUAUAGUGUUUACUGUAUUCCUAAAUUUGCUUCAGGGUCAAGUACCUACUGACUGACAGACCUAUGUUAUUUCCUACUUACCUACUGACCUACCUACCAUGUGACUAACCUACUGACCUACCUAACAUUCGACCUACCUACAUUCCUGCCGACCUAACAUCUGACCUACCUACAUUCCUGCUGACCUACCAAUCAACCUACUGACCUACCAACCAUCUGACCUACCUACAUUCCUGCUGACCUACAAUUUGACCUACCUAACUAUCAACCUACUGACCUGCCUACCAUCCGACCUACCUACUGACCUACCUAACAUCUAACCUACCUACCAACGUACUCACCUACUUUCCUACUUACUUACUCACCAACCUACCUACCAUCCGGCCUACCUACCCACCUACCUACCUACCAUCUGACCUAUCUACCAACCUACUGACCUAACUACUUACUUUCCUAUUGACCUACUCACCUACCUACCUACUUUCCUACUUACCUACCAUUCGAUGUUCCUACCUACCUUCCUACCGACCUACCUACCAUCCGACCUCCCAACGUUCCUACCUACCAUCCUUCCUAUCUACCAACCUAACUUCUAACUACUGACCAAUCUAUAUAACAACAUAACUAACACCCUAUUUACCUAUUUAUCUCUCUAACUACUAACCUACCUAUCUAUGUAUCUACCAACUGACGACCUAUCGACUAACCAACGUACCUACCUAAUGACUUUCUUUCAGACUAACUUACUUUGGUGUUGUUAAUUUUGCAGUGGUGUCCAAAAACCAAGGCCCGGUCCCAAUUCUCACCCUAAACCCUAAGCCCCUCCCAGAAGUGCACUUUUAUCAAGUUGUCACUUGUGUACAACACUGCUGCUUAAACACCAGAUAUCACAGUUGCCCUGAUGCUCAGUUGAGAUUCCCAUUGCAGCCUAGAGCCUGAUCCUUUGCCUGAGUCUAAUAUUUCUGGAAUUGAGGUCCCCUGCUCUCUAUUACAAGUAUGUUUCAUACAAGUAUGUCUUUUCUAAGAACAGGAAACUGCUUUUGGUGGUAAUCGGCCAUACUAAACCUCUUAUACAUUGAUGCUUCAUGUUCUUAGGUAGCAUCAAGAAGAUUCCACCACCAUUGAAAGUCACUUAUACAGAGUACCGAUAGACAAGUGAUCAGUCUUAAAUGCUGGAGUGUUUCCUUCAUAGUCAUCUUUUCCCCUUACUUAACACUGCAGGUAAACUUUCUAGACCAUAUUGUGGAUGUGCUGUGUGUGAAUGUGUGUCCACUGUCCUAACAAUUCUCUGAGACUCCACCUCUCCACGUAGCUAAAUCAGUAUAUUCAGUGAGGCGGGAUCUAUAUGGAACGUGCAAUAACUUCAGAGGUCGGCCUUCUCACGGGCUAGCCAACUCUCACACCAUGUAACACACAGUAGAACUGGAGUCUGUGAAGGUAAACACACGUUCUUUGGUGGUUCUCAGAGUUUAUGUGGCCCCUAUCAAACCUGUACUCGCUUUAAAAUUACAUUUACAUUAUUUUUUAGUUGACGCUCUGAUCCAGAGCGAUUUACAAGGUUAUUACUAUUAGACAGUUGAGCCAAUGUAGUGUUAGGAGUCUUGCCCGAGGACUCUUAUUGGUGUAGCCCAGCAUUCAGUCACCCAGACCUGGAAUUGAACCCCAGGCCCCCACAUUGUAGCUCACUGGCAGGCGGUGGUGUUAUCCACUGCUUCACACCAAACCCUACUUAAGCUGAGAAAUCAUCAUAGCUGUUCUUCCUGGAUCCUUACAUCAUACAUUUAUGUUCAUUUAUUGAAUCUUAAGGCUGCUUUUCCCAGUUUUCGUUGGUGGUGGACGUAGAAUAUUCAGGUUUUUAAAUAAAAAAAUACAGUAAAUAAAAUAUAUAAAUAAUCCCUGCUGGUCUAUGCAUAGAGAUCAUAAUUGUUUGGUCCAAAAUGUUUCAUUGAUAAGAAAAACAAUCACUCCUCAGUCUCACCCCUCGGUAAGGAAUACUGUUGUAAUACUGUCUGUAAGUCUGUUUGUACUGUAUCUGUGUGUGUUGGGCAUGCCAACUCCACCCUCGCUGGGUACCUGGCUGGGUACCUCCUCACUGUGCCGCACCAAGGCAAUAUUAACGUCCCCGUUUCAGCAUUCGUCCUCAUUUCUGCCCUGAAAAAACGAAGCAGCACCCUCCCCCUCCCCCUGAUCUCCCUUACUCAGAGUCUUAGUAAACCCCAGUAUAAAUAAAAAAAAAAUUCUUAUUUAAGAGUAAAUAUCUAGUUUAUCACGGACAUAUCUGACGUGCGUUACGUAUCUUUGUGGCAUUUAUGGAAAUCGUGCUUCCACUGUGUAGAGACUAGUGUUUAGUCGAAAUGAUGUAUGAUUAUUGAAUAUUAAAUUAUUCUGGGUGAUUACUCCUGUAAUUCUUUAAAAAUGAAGUGUGUGUAUAAUGUAAAAAGAGGCGGAGACAGACAGUGCUGCAUUACUGCAGAUGUACUCAUGUAUUCACUGGGGAACGUGGGGAUUCUGUAGCAUGCAGAGUCCUGGAGUCGCUCGUUCUGUCAGAGUUAUGAGUGAAGAUGACGUGUGCUUUUGUCCUGCUGUGAUGUGUCCCGUAACUUCUGCUGUUGGGUGAAUGAGUCUGUAUAGCAGGACUGCUUUAUUCAACACAAUAAAAAUCAGCGUACCAAAA
Molecule: messenger RNA, 6790 nt
Organism: Astyanax mexicanus (Mexican tetra)
Lineage: Eukaryota; Metazoa; Chordata; Actinopteri; Characiformes; Acestrorhamphidae
Gene: dnm1a
Product: dynamin 1a
Exons: 23
Coding region: 286-2820 (844 amino acids)
Cellular component (GO): membrane; cytoplasm; microtubule
Molecular function (GO): GTP binding; GTPase activity; microtubule binding
Source: RefSeq, a predicted model, not a curated record